Blumeria graminis f. sp. triticale is the source of this 1407-nucleotide messenger RNA. NCBI's taxonomy places the organism in Eukaryota, Fungi, Ascomycota, Leotiomycetes, Helotiales, Erysiphaceae. The record is from the annotation of a GenBank genome assembly.
AUGAAUCUCGCCCUCGUUGAUCCUUUCGUCCUUGCCCAAGACUAUCCAGAGUCUCUGAUAGGAAGUCUACGCAGUGGUCACACAUGCUGUGUACGUUUCAGUCGUAAGGGUGACUUUUUGGCAGCAGGACGAGUGGAUGGCACCGUCGUCAUAUUUGACGUUGAGACAAAUGGGGUGGCAAGGAAGCUCAAGGGCCAUGUGCGACAGGUCCAAUCAUUGAGCUGGUCACAGAACGGCAGGUACCUUCUUACCAGUAGUCAGGAUUGGAAGUGCAAUAUCUGGGACCUUCAAACCAUGGAUAUAAUCCGAAGCGUUAGGUUUGAGGCACCAGUCUACAUCGCAGACUUUCAUCCACAGAGUCACUUGACAUUUGUCGUCGCUCUCUUUGAAGAUCAACCAAUGCUCGUCGAUGCCACAGAUUCAGAGGUAAUUAAAAUGGCCCUUCCUUCUAUUCCGAAACAAACGAAAUAUAACGCCAACACAAAUCUUGGCCACAGGCGUGCUGCACAGAAUGCCAAACAAACUACUACGGUUGCAACCUUUACUUGCUCUGGUGAACAUAUAUUAACGGGUACGAAUAAAGGCUGGCUCAAUAUUAUCGAUACCAUCACUCGAACUAUCAUUUAUUCGACCAAAAUAUGCGCAGGGGUUGUCAUCUUCAUGAGACUCACAGGCUCAGGCCGUGAUCUAGUGGUUAAUUGUCAGGAUCGUAUUAUUCGAACAAUCCAGCUGCCUAGCCUUUCUGGACCCGAUCUUGACCCUGACACAAUUGAUAUUGAGAUAGAGCACAAGUUUCAGGAUGUUGUUAACAAGCUGUCAUGGAAUCAUGUAGCUUUUAGCGCAACGGGAGAAUACGUUACAGCAAGUGCGUACAACAAUCACGAUAUCUACAUUUGGGAACGGAAUCAUGGGUCUCUAGUUAAGAUUUUGGAGGGACCAAAGGAAGAGCAUGGCGUGGUUGAGUGGCACCCUAAUAAGCCUCUAAUAGUGGCAUGCGGUCUUGAAACUGGACGCAUUCAUACGUGGUCUAUUGUGCCUCAACAGAGAUGGUCAGCUCUAGCCCCGGAUUUUGUUGAAGUAGAAGAAAAUGUUGAGUAUACAGAAAGAGAAGAUGAAUUUGAUAUUCACCCACAGGAAGAAAUUCACAAGAGAAGAUUGGAUCUCGAAGAUGAGGAUGUUGAUGUCCUAACUAUGGGCCCCAUGAAGGGAGUUGCUCGCGACGAAAGUGCAUGGAGGAUGCCUGUGCAAUUAGACCUAAUUGAUAGCGAAGCUGAAGAAGAAUUUAUUGCUGUUGGAAGAGGUGAGAUGAGGAGAAAAGACGCUACUGAUAGCCGCGAUUAUGGACUCGAAUCUGAAGUAGGUGAUCUUGAAGAAGUGAGAAAGAAGCCAAGGAAUAAAAAGCGUUAA